This is a messenger RNA of Raphanus sativus (radish), 2643 nucleotides long. RefSeq names its product protein ALTERED PHOSPHATE STARVATION RESPONSE 1. Bases 370 to 2433 code for a protein of 687 amino acids. Lineage: Eukaryota; Viridiplantae; Streptophyta; Magnoliopsida; Brassicales; Brassicaceae. The transcript is spliced from 6 exons. The record is from RefSeq and is a predicted model, not a curated record.
CUGUGCUAAGAAGAUAUAAAAUAUUCAUACCAAAUUAAUUUCUCUCACACUCACUCUCUCUCUUUGUUUUUUGGUUUGGUUUCUAAAAUUGCAUCGUUUUUGUUGCUGUUUCUAAGCUUUGAAGAAAGCUUUGACCUUUAUUGAAACUGCUGUUUCCGCGGAUCAAAGUGUCUUCUUUUACCUUCUUCCACUAAAGAUUAUCUCCUUCAACUUGUUUCUCCACUGAAAUGGCGUCCAAGGGUUAAAGUGAGAUGAAAGAAAGGAGCUUCCUUUUUGGAGCUAAAUCAUUCGCGGAGCUUCGUUGAAUUUAAGUGAUUUUUGAGUCUAAAGAGAGAGUGAAAGGAGAAGACUUUGGUUGUGGGGGAAGAGAUGGGUUGUGCAGCUUCAAGCAUUGACAAUGAAGAAAAGGUGUUGGUGUGUAGGCAGAGAAAGAGGCUAAUGAAGAAGUUAUUAGUGUUCAGGGGAGACUUUGCAGAUGCACAGUUGGCUUAUCUUAGGGCUUUGAGGAACACUGGUGUCACUCUCAGGCAGUUCACUGAGUCUGAGUCUUUGGAGCUUGAGAACACUAGCUAUGGCUUGAGUUUCCCUUCUCCGCCUCCUACAUUGCCUCCUUCUCCUCCUCCUCCUCCUACGUUGCCUCCUCCACCACCUCCUCCUUUUAGCCCGGAUUUGAGAACGCCCGAGGCUGGUCAUAAGAAUGAGGAAGAAGAGGGUGCUGCAGAGAUUGAUGGAAGUGGUGCAACUCCUCCACCUCCAUUGCCGAACUCUUGGAACUUGUGGAACCCGUUUGAGUCACUGGAGAUAGAUAGCCAUCCAAAUGGUGAUAUUGUGGGUGCACGAACUGACCUGAAGAAGAAGCAAAAGAUUCAGCAAGCUGACGAGGAGAACUGGGCAGAGACGAAGACUGAGUUUGAGGAAGAAGAUGAGCCACAAGAAGCACUUGGUUUGAGUGUUCAGCAAAUAGAAGCCGUUGGUGGGUCUGAAGUGAAGAAGACACGGCGUCUGACGUUUAAGCUGGACGAAGUUGUGGACGAUAACUCAUCGAGGACAAGCUGCUACGGUAAAGAUCUGGAGAACAAUGACUGUAGGAUCAGGAGGACCUUAGAAGGGAUCAUCAAGGAGUUGGAUGAUUACUUUCUAAAAGCAUCUGGUUGCGAGAAGGAGAUAGCUGUGAUAGUAGACAUCAACAGUAGGGAUAGUGUUGAUCCUUUCAGGUAUCAGGAAACAAGAAGGAAAAGAAGCAGCUCUGCAAAGGUAUUCAGUGCAUUGUCAUGGAGCUGGUCCUCAAAGUCUCUUCAGAUGGGCAAAGAUGCUACAACAAGCGGCGCUGUUGAACCCUGCAGACCUGGUGCUCACUGCAGCACACUUGAGAAGCUAUACACAGCUGAGAAGAAACUUUACCAGCUAGUCAGAAACAAAGAAAUUGCCAAAGUGGAGCAUGAAAGGAAGUCAGCUUUACUGCAAAAGCAAGAUGGGGAAGCCUAUGACUUGAACAAGAUGGAGAAGACUCGUUUGUCUUUGGAGAGUUUGGAAACCGAGAUUCAGCGUUUAGAAGAUUCCAUAACUGAGACAUGCUCAUCUGUGCUGAACUUAAUCAAUGAGGAGCUGUAUCCGCAGCUAGUUGCUUUAACUUCCGGACUUGCACAUAUGUGGAAAACAAUGCUCAAGUGCCAUCAAGUCCAAGUUCAUAUAUCCCAGCAACUGAACAACAUUCCAGAUUACCCGAGUAUAGAUCUCAGUUCGGAAUACAAACGCCAGGCGGUUAAUCAGCUAGAGACCGAGGUUACUAGCUGGUACAAUAGUUUCUGCAAGUUAGUGAAUUCUCAGCGAGAAUACGUGAAAACACUCUGCACUUGGAUCCAACUUACUGAUCGCCUCUCUAAGGAAGAUAACCAAAGAACCACUCUGCCUGUUGCUGCUCGUAAGCUCUGCAAAGAAUGGCAGCUUGUGUUUGAUAAACUCCCUGAUCAGGUAACUUCAGAGGCCAUUAAAAGCUUUCUGAUGGCAAUCAAAUCUGUGAUUAAUCAACAAAGUGAGGAAUACAACCUGCGGAGGAAAUGGAAUAAGCUUGAGAAGAGGCUGGAGAGAGAGCUAAUUUCACUGGCUGAGAUGGAAAGACGUCUCGAGGGAAUGUCAGCAAUGGAAGAGGACGCAAACUCAACAAGUUUGGGCUCUAAGCACCCGUUGUUAAUCAAACAAGCCAAGAUUGAAGUCCUGAGAAAACGUGUGGACGUUGAGAAAGCAAAGUACUUAAACUCGGUCGAGGUUAGUAAGAGAAUGACACUGGACAACCUCAAAUCAAGCCUUCCCAAUGUCUUUCAGGUGCUCACUGCUCUCGCAAAUGUCUUUGCCAAUGGGUUUGAAUCCGUUCAUGGACAAACCGCUACAGAUGUUUCCAACACAUCCCAAGAUUCUGAUGAAACUCAACCCUAAGUAAAAGACAUCAUUCUCUUCUUGAGGUUCGAGGAGCUAUAGCUUCUUCGUGUUUGAAACUUUCUUUGUGCUACAUCCUAGAGAGAUGCGGUUUUUGUAUAUGAAAGACUGUAGAGAAUCUCAUGUUUACAACUUUGUACCUUUCCAAAAUUGCAUCACUAGUUCUUCAAAAUCCUCUCUAUUAUCAAAUCUGGAUAGUGUACUAUUGUG